AUGGCUGCCAAUGAAAAUGAAGGGUUGUCAUCUAAGCCUAAGAGAGGCAUUCUUCACCUAGACAACAAUGAUGCAGCAUUGCCUGAAAAUAAAUUGUUAUCACAACAAAUGGCGAAUUUGACAUCAAGGCUUGAUAAAAUGCAGCUCUCUAGCGUCCAAGCUAAAGUUGCUUCAGUUAUUUGUGAAUAUUGCAAGGAAGGUCAUGAAUCUAAUGAAUGUCCUACCUUGCUAUCUGACAAUCCUCCUCAACAGGUGCAUGUAAAUGGUGUGUGGUAUGAUCAGAGGCCCCCACCACAAAAUGUUCCAAGAAAUCAGAAUUUUCCUUCUGGAAACAAUAACUUCCAGAGGAGGGUGCAGGGUACUGGUCUUGACUUCAAGUCCAAUAAUUAUCUGCAACCACCACCAGUUCAACCGAAGGAACCUUCUGAUUUAGAGAAGCUAGUGGGACAAAUGGCCCAACAUUCUAAUGCUUUCAUGGAAGAGACUCAGGAAAAUACCAGAAAUACACAGGCUUCUAUCAGAAAUUUGGAGAAUCAAAUUGGCCAGCUGGCUAAACAAAUGGCUGACAGAACUCAGGGUACCUUCCCUAGCAAUACAGUUACUAAUCCCAAGGAGGAUUGUAUGGCUAUCACAACUAGAAAUGGUAAAGUGGUAGCAGCUCCAGAAAAGCCAAACACAAAUGUGGAAGCUGAUGAGAAGCUUAAGGCGGUUAAGGAGCCAGAAAAAGAGGUUCUGAUUCCUUCUGAUGUUGAGAAACCUGUUCAGAAAGAACGAUUCAAGAAGGAUGCUCAGAAGCAACACUAUGCUAGGUUCCUAGAUAUUUUCAAAAAGCUUCACAUUAAUAUUCCAUUUGCUGAAGCCUUAGCUAGCAUGCUAAAUUAUGCCAAGUUCAUAAAGGAUCUGUUGUCUAGGAAACAUAAGCUGCAAGAAUGCCAAACUGUUGCACUUACUGAAAAGUGCAGUGCUAUUAUACAGAAAAAGUUUCCUCGUAAGCGUCGUGAUCCAGGGAGUUUUUACAUUCCUAUUGUCAUUGGUAACAAAAAUGUUGGCAAAACUUUGUGUGAUCUUAGGGCAAGUAUAAAUUUGAUGCCCUUGUCUGUGUAUAAAUCUUUGGGAACCUCUGAGCUCAAGCCUACUAAGAUUUUCUUGCAACUUGCUGAUAGAUCUUUGAGGAAACCGAGUGAUUUUGUAGUGUUGGAUAUGGAAGAGGGUACUGAAAUGCCUCUGUUGUUGGUGUUGCGGAUCUAG
Molecule: messenger RNA, 1248 nt
Organism: Gastrolobium bilobum
Lineage: Eukaryota; Viridiplantae; Streptophyta; Magnoliopsida; Fabales; Fabaceae
Exons: 3
Coding region: 1-1248 (415 amino acids)
Source: RefSeq, a predicted model, not a curated record